This is a messenger RNA of Populus nigra (black poplar), 1156 nucleotides long. RefSeq lists its product as uncharacterized. Gene Ontology annotation, biological process: protein deubiquitination. The record is from RefSeq and is a predicted model, not a curated record. Gene Ontology annotation, molecular function: deubiquitinase activity. The coding region runs from base 224 to 1030 and encodes 268 amino acids. Lineage: Eukaryota; Viridiplantae; Streptophyta; Magnoliopsida; Malpighiales; Salicaceae. The transcript is spliced from 4 exons.
UCUUCUUCCUUCCUUCUUUCUUCAACUAAAAAGUAAGUUUUAGCAUUUCGAGGCCAAAUUACAAAAACCUCCCAGUCCUCUGAAACUCGAAUUCUUCUCUCCCACACACACUAGAGAGAGAGAGAGAGAGAGAGAGAGCUUCAUCUGUGUGUGUGAUUUUGGUGAAAUAGGUUGGGGUUUAUUGUUUUGGAUUGAACUAAGAUUAAAGGAGGAGGAGGAGGAGAUGACGGAGGUGAUAUUGCAUGUGUAUGAUGUGACUAAUAGUGGAUCGGAGAAGACGAACAACACAAUUUUGAACAUCAACAAGAUCUUCAAAGACGCUAUUGGUCUCGGUGGCAUCUUCCACAGCGCCGUUCAGAUACAUGGAGAUGAUGAAUGGUCUUUUGGGUUUUGUGAGCAAGGAACUGGAGUUUUUAGUUGCCCUUCUAGUAAGAAUCCGAUGUAUACAUAUCGUGAGAAAAUUGUACUAGGAAAAACCAGUUGUUCAAUCUUUAAGGUGAAUCAGAUCUUGCGGGAACUUAGUAGAGAAUGGCCUGGAGAUGCCUAUGACUUGUUGGCCAAGAACUGUAAUCACUUCUGUGAUGAAUUUUGCGAAAGGCUUGGUGUGCCAAAACUUCCAGGUUGGGUCAAUCGUUUUGCCAAUGCUGGCGAUGCUGCUAUGGAAGUAGCAGGAAAUACAGCCUUCCGGUUUAGACAAGCCAAGACUGAGAUAGUAUCUGCCAGCAAAGUUGCUUAUCGUUUCCUUGUGGGUGUUACUUCCAAUAACGGGUCUGGUCUUGAGUCCCCUGAAAACUCGAACAGAGGUGUCCCAAGAUUUCAAGGAACCUGGUUUAAAAAUCUCAUAGCAAACGGUGCCAAACCAUCCAGUAGCACAGAAGUUGAUAAUCAGGACGAAAACAUGCUGCUUCAGCAACAACGCAUUAAGCAAGGGGCCGAUCAACUAUCUCGGCAGAACUCACAACAAGAAUCAGAUCCACUGCAUCAGGAUUCUAGGCAUGAUGAAGCAUUACCAGCAUCUAGCCCAUAUUAGAUUCUUUCAUUGUGUAUGAUUGUAAAAUUGUUCAUCGCUUUUCCAGCUGAAUUGUUUUUCCAAUGGUGCCUAAAAGGAACCUAGGCACGAUGAAAAGGUUAUCAAUAUGAAGUGUUUUUUCUCUUA